AUGACAAUCAGAACAGCCCGUCCAAACCGAGGAGAACAUUUUCGGCCACGUCUUCACUGUCUCAAACAGUUGGAUGCCACGGUGGUUGAGAUGCAGGACCCAAAAAGUGGGCUAAAAGGUUCUGAACAGAAACUAAACGUCACCACUAUUCCACAUGUCAUUGCUGGUAAAGACAUCAUUGCAUGGAUUGCUAACAAGAUGAAGACCACCACAGAAGAAGCCCAGGCCUUUGGCACCAUGUUAGUGGCCUACGGAUACAUCUAUGCCCUGCAGAACCACAAGAAACUGAUCAUGUGUAAUGAUAGCAGCCUUUACCGGUUCCAGACUCCAUACUUUUGGCCUACACAGAAGUGGGUUGCCGAUGACACGGACUAUGCCAUUUAUCUGGCGAAGAGAAACAUUCGCAAGAAAGGCAUGCUGGAACCGUAUGAACAGGCACAUUACAACCGCCUGCAUAAAUGGCUUUACCACAAGUGGGACUUCAUCGUGAUGCAGGCCACUGAACAGUACAAGGCAAGUAGAGAGAGAAAGAAGCCAGAUCGUGUCGUGUUUGAUUGCCAGGAGAGAGCUUACUGGGUUGUGAAUAGGCCACCGCGUCGUACACACAGUGCUUUGGAUAAUGGUCCAGAUCGCCUUAUUGAUCCCAACACCGAUGAGAAAAUCUCGUUUGACCAAUACAGACGCAUUAACAUGUUCUACCAACAAGCCAUCAUGAGAUCAAAAGUCAAAUCGAGCGUGUCACUCGGAGCAUUGGUCAAAUACAUCACAACCUACAAAAACCACGAUCCCUUUCUGGCACCCUGCCUGCCCAGCAACCCCUGGCAGACGGACAAUGACUCAUAUUGGAAUCUCAAUAUGAGAAGGGUGGAUCUACCAACUAAAAUGCGAGUUGAGCGUUGGUCCUUCAGCUUGUUUGAGUUACUGACUGAUCUGAGAGGCAGAGACGACUUUAAGAUCUUUCUCAAGAAGGAGUUUAGCGGGGAGAAUUUAGCUUUCUGGGAAGCUGCUGAGGAGCUGAAGUGGGGAACUGCAGCUUCCAUGUCAACAAAAGCUGAGAGCAUCUUUAAGACCUUCCUGGCUCCUGGCGCUCCCCGCUGGAUCAACAUAGAUGGAAGGACUAUGGGUCUAACUGUAAAAGGCCUGGACCAUCCUCAUCGCUAUGUGCUGGAAGCUGCACAGACGCACGUUUUCUUGCUCAUGAAAAAGGACACUUUCUUUCGUUAUCUGAAGUCCCCAGUAUACAAGGACAUCCAAAAGAAGGCACUCAACCCAGAAGUUCAUAACUUCAGUCAAGCCCAGUUAGAGCAAAAUGCUCAGAACCGAAGCCCAGGUAUCCAUCCCAUCAUCCUUUGGAAGCAAGAGGAGGAAGAAAAGGCUAAGGCGGCGGCUGCUGCUGCCCCAGUUGAUGUCAAGGCCAUGAUGAGUAAAAUUGACAGAAAGAAAUAA
This is a messenger RNA of Nerophis lumbriciformis (worm pipefish), 1446 nucleotides long. The record is from RefSeq and is a predicted model, not a curated record. NCBI's taxonomy places the organism in Eukaryota, Metazoa, Chordata, Actinopteri, Syngnathiformes, Syngnathidae.